Molecule: messenger RNA, 2589 nt
Organism: Galleria mellonella (greater wax moth)
Lineage: Eukaryota; Metazoa; Arthropoda; Insecta; Lepidoptera; Pyralidae
Gene: mtDNA-helicase
Product: mitochondrial DNA helicase
Exons: 11
Coding region: 1-2004 (667 amino acids)
Biological process (GO): mitochondrial DNA replication
Cellular component (GO): mitochondrion
Molecular function (GO): single-stranded DNA binding; ATP binding; ATP hydrolysis activity
Source: RefSeq, a predicted model, not a curated record
AUGUUACAAUGUUUAAGUGCAAAAAGAUAUUCAUCGAUAAAACUAUUAAUAAAUGUUUGGAACUGUGAAUGUCUUUAUAAAAACACCAGAAACAUACACAAUGUAGGUUUAGAAGACAUACCUAAAAUUACAGUGACCAAUAUUCGAAAAAUACUCCGACAAAAGGGUUUUGCAGUCCAAGAUGGGUUUACCUCUCUAAUAUCCAAAUGUACGUUAUGUUCAGGAGAAGAAAAAACGAGCGGAAGCAAAAUAUAUAUUAAUAAAGCAACUGGUUAUUUUUUAUGCCCUAAGUGCAACAUCCAUGGUAAUUGGAAUAUCUUAGAAAGACUGCUCAAAAAGACAAAAGGUGAAGCAUUUAUAAAGGAGAUUAGAGAAACUUCCCAUAAAGAUUUCGAAAAAGUUCAAAAUGAUUGGCAAGGUGUUGUCAAUGAAACUAUAUCACUUUCAAAAUUAAAUGAAACAGAGAUGUUAGAUUUAUGUAGACUAUUUGAAUAUCCGUAUCAUCCAGAAACCAAUAAAAUAUUGGCAGAUGUCAGAAUAUCGCCUGAUCACACAAUAUUGUAUUUUCCUUUGAAAAACACAUUAGACAACAUAGUUGGUUAUCGUAAAGUACAAGCUGGCAAGGAAGAUGAAUCGGAGCACUAUGGUCUACACACAGCUGGUUUAUACUCAUGUAAAGCACCCAAAGUAGGUCGUAGUGAUCAAGCCAUUCUAGUACCAACAAUACAGGAUGUAUUAUAUCUAGCAGGACAUAAAGUGCCAGGAACAUUAAUAUGGCUAACUAAUUGUAGCCUUCCACCAAUUGUGUUACCUGUACUUGAGAACUAUCAGAAGUUGUGUUUGUGGGGUGAUUGGGACAACAUGCGAGCUGUCGCCGAGAAACUUGGCGAGGAUAGAUGUCGCUUUGUUAGGCCUACAGAUGGAUUAGUGACUGCUACAGAAGCUGCAAUAGCAAAUUUAUCACUUAAAACACUUGUAUCAGAAGCAAAGCCCGCUGCUCAUCGGUCCAUUACUACAUUUGCGGCAAUCAGAGAUGAUGUUUAUGCUGAACUCACUAAUAUUGAAAAGAUGAAAGGUAUAAAAUGGCGCCGCUUCCCAGCACUUACGCGUCUAUUGGGCGGCCAUAGACGAGGUGAACUUACAGUGCUUACUGGACCUACUGGCUGCGGUAAAACUACGCUAUGUGCGGAGAUGUCACUGGAUCUAGCUCAACAAGGCGUAAAUACACUAUGGGGAAGCUUUGAAAUCCGUAAUUCUCGUUUAGCUCGUACUAUGCUGCAACAAUUCGCUGGCAUACCUUUAGAACAAAACUUACAAGACUUUCAGAAAUACGCGGAUGAUUUCCAGAAAUUACCUAUAUACUAUUUAGCAUUCCAUGGACAGCAACCCAUCAAAAUUGUUAUGGAGGCAGUGGAGCACGCACGUUAUAUGCACGACAUCGCCCAUGUGGUGAUCGAUAAUGUCCAGUUUAUGCUAGGCCUGGCCGACGAGAGGGACGGCGACCGUUAUCAGAGGCAGGACGCCGUUAUCGCGGCCUUCCGCACCUUCGCCACCGCAAGGCAUUGCCACGUCACGCUCGUCAUGCACCCCAGAAAGGAACGUGAAUCGGAAGAUCUGUCUACUAGUUCAAUAUUCGGCAGCGCGAAAGCGUCUCAAGAAGCUGAUAAUGUGCUUAUAGUUCAGGAUAAGCGUCUAACAGCAGUUCGGGGGAAGAAAUAUUUACAAGUGGCCAAAAAUCGGUACAGCGGUGACCUCGGCAUCGUGCCACUAGAUUUCGACAAGGACAGCCUCAGUUAUCAACCGAAGAAAAAGAAUAAAGCGAAGCAGGAUGAACCCGAUAAAUUAUUAAAUCAAUGUUUCGAAGAAUUCUCAGUUAAGGAAUCCAAUUAUGUCUCUGAUUUUGAAAACAAGCCGUAUAAACAAAAAGAACAGAAACAUCGUGAUGUAACAUCUAAUGGAAACAGUUAUUUAAGUGAUAUACUUCAUUUGAACAGAACAAGAUAAUGUUAUCUAUAGUCUGUUUCAAUAGAACUUAAUGCAGAAGUAAACAAACAACAAUUGUGCCAAUUUUAUAAUCAUCAUAUUUAUUUAUUGAACAUUAGCAGCAUUAUGACUUCUGAUGUCCAAUAGUAAUACAGAUUAUAAUUCUAUUAAGUAAUUAGUAAUUAUAAUCUCAUUAUAUCUGUGAUAAUAUUGAAGGAACUUGGUAGGCUUUUCAUUAAAUUCCAUUAAAACAGACUAUUCAAAGUAAUUUAUAUUAUUGUUAUAAGAGUUCAUAUUUUUAUUUGUAAUGAUUUGUAAAUAUACAAAUGUGAAAAAUGUAAAUAAAUAAUUACAAAGUUAAAAUAUUUAUUGUUUUAAUUAACUUUUACAUAAGAUUUAUACACAUCUUAAUAUUAAUUCAGUGAAACAUUAAAAAUCAUAAUUUCGUCAUAGUUGUAGAAUACUGACAGAUCUAUAUAUGUAAUAUUUAUCAGAUCCGUCAAUAUUCUACGACUAUGACGAUUUAUAAACAAUAAAAUAUAACAAUAUGAAAAAUAAAACUGAUUCCUAAAUAUAUAUAUAUAUAUAUAUAUAUAUAUAUAUAUA